CUGCCGUUUCUCUUCCCCGCCCCCAGGGGCUGCGCCGCUUCCUCCGGAGCUUGGGAACCUUGGACGUGGCGAGGCGGUCGAAGGAGCGUCGUACAAAGAGGUCCCUCGGGCGGACCUUCUGCGCCAAAGUCCAGCCAGGGAGCGCCGACGCAUCUUUCCAGGUACACCGCACCGCUGGCGGAGGCCUACUGCGCGCGCGCCGAGGCCUUAGCGGGACGCCACACCUGGGUGGGCAGGGGCGGCUCGCGCACGCGCGCCGCGGUGCCUGCGGGCUGUGGGGAGCGGAGCGGGGCGUUGUGUGUCACUACCAGGGAGCGCUGUCGCUGGCGUGGCGCCAUUCCCGCGGCUUCUCUGCUCCGGCUCAGCUCCGGGCGGGGCGAGAGGAUGGCUUCGGAGAUGGAGUCAUCGCUGGAGGUCAGCUUCUCGUCCAGCUGUGCGGUGUCAGGAGCGUCUGGGUGUUUGCCUCCCGCCCGCUCCCGCAUCUUCAAGAUCAUAGUGAUCGGCGAUUCGAACGUGGGCAAGACGUGCCUGACUUACCGCUUCUGCGCCGGCCGCUUCCCCGACCGCACCGAGGCCACGAUCGGGGUAGACUUCCGAGAGCGAGCCGUGGAUAUUGAUGGAGAGCGCAUCAAGAUCCAGCUGUGGGACACCGCGGGACAGGAGCGGUUCAGGAAGAGCAUGGUCCAGCACUACUACAGGAACGUGCAUGCUGUCGUCUUCGUGUAUGACAUGACCAACAUGGCGAGCUUCCACAGCCUGCCGUCUUGGAUAGAGGAGUGCAGACAGCAUUUGCUGGCCAACGACAUCCCUCGCAUUCUGGUGGGAAACAAGUGUGACUUGAGAAGCGCCAUUCAGGUGCCCACAGACUUGGCCCAGAAGUUUGCCGACACACACAGUAUGCCUUUGUUUGAGACCUCUGCCAAGAACCCCAAUGACAAUGACCACGUAGAAGCUAUAUUCAUGACGCUGGCUCAUAAGCUAAAGAGCCACAAGCCAUUGAUGCUUAGCCAGCUGCCUGAGAACAGAAUUAGCCUGAAACCUGAGACAAAGCCUGCGGUGACUUGCUGGUGCUAAGUCAUAGGCGUGGCCAUCACAGCCUGACUACCUGAAGACAAGCUUGUGAAGUGUGACCGGGAUUCAGUAAACCUCGGAGUGAUUGAGUAAAUCUCACUGUAAUGGAGCAUCCUGCUGUUAGUGUCGGUUUCGAUGCCUUUUGUGUUUUGCAUUCUCUUAAUCAAGUUUGUCACUGCGACCACACACGAAAAAGGCUGUGUACCGCAGAGAUUGAAAACGAAGCAAAGGCGAGACCACCAGGCCAUCUUUCCAGUCCCAGCCGGAUGCAGCAGCUUCAAGGGAGCCUGAUGGAACUUAAAGGGUCUGUCAUGUUCCUCUCUGUGUCCCUGGAGCAGCAAAAGACAUGCUGGGUAGUGCACACAUGCAGAGCCAAGCUGGGGGAGCUGCGAGUUAAUAGGGCGCUUUAGUUACUCCGUAUCUUUAAGCACUCAAAACUAAUGAAAAGAAAGCAAGCAGUUGUAACAGGCGUUUACUUUAGCCAUGACAUUUAAUGGAAAUAUCAGAUAUGUAAAAGCUGGUUUCUGGUGCCCCUUGUCCCCUGUUCCCAGUUGGUUGGGUGACGCGGAGCUGGUUUCAGUCAACAUCCAUUUGGCUGGGGACUCUAUGUGUAUUCCUGUAAUAAUAUUGUUGGAUGAGUGGGGUUUUUUGUUUUGUUUGUUGUUAUUUUGGGGUUUUUUUGUUUUUUGUUUUUUUGUUUUUUUUGAGACAGGGUUUCUCUGUGUAGCCCUGGCUGUCCUGGAACUCACUCUGUAGACCAGGCUGGCCUCGAACUCAGAAAUCCACCUGCCUCUGCCUCCCAAGUGCUGGGAUUAAAAGCAUUCGCCACCACUGCCUGACCAUUGGAUGAGGUUUUUAAAGGCAUGAAUUUUAUGACCUUGUUAUAAAAAUUGGUAAACCAACCUCUCCUUGGCAUAAAAAAAUGAGUUAAAUAUUGAAAAAUAUCUUACCUGUCCCUCAAUGAUGAAAGAAAAAUAUCUUACCUGUCCCUCAAUGAUGAAAGAAAUGGUUUAGAAAGUUCCCCCCCCCCAAGUACUUGCAGUUUGAAUUUAAGACUUUGCACAACAAAUAGCACAUUUACAUAUGAAGGAGUUGGCAGAGCCGAGCAGUGUGGCAGUGUGUAAGCGAGGCCAGCCUAUGGCUACACACCCUCACUCUGACAGCUUACAACCCUUGGCAAUUUUAGAGGAAAUGAAGCCAAACUAUGUCUUACUUAAAUAAUUUCAUAAUGUGGGAAACAAAUAUAAUCCAACCUAGUUUCAGAUUUUUGUUUCAUUAUUCUGAAGGUCCCAACUGGACAAUUCAGUUAUGAAAGCAAAAUUUUUCUAUUUAAUAAAGUGAAAAUAACUUAAGGGAUGAUUGUACAAUUUAAAUAUUAGUUCAGGAAAUACAGUGGAGUGAAGAUUAGGGCCCAGGUUGGCUUUCUUUGUAUUAGAAAGAUCUUUCUUUGGUUCUUUCUUUUUUUCUUUUUUCUUUUAAUACAAGGUCUCUCUUUGUCAGCCUGACUGGCCUGGGACCAGGGUGGCCACAGACGCACAGACAGUGACCUGCCCUGCCCCCUGCUCCAGCUGCUGGGGAUUGAAGGCUUCUGCCACCAGGACUAGACCAAUACAUUCUCCUUAAUCAUGCUAGAAUUAGAGAUGAAAGAUUGCCUUCUACCUAAAGACCUACUGACCUGUGAACUGGCUUCCUAGUGACACAUAAUGGUGGCCGUGGCCGGAGGGAGGCUGGAGAUGUCACAGAGGCGUGUCUGUUUACUGUUCUUCAACCCUGCACACGGGGAAGGGCUGAGAUGUUCUCUAAGCAUGUCUGUGGUUUUCUUCUACUGUUUCAGUACUGUUUUCUCAGAACUGCUAAUUAAUAAUUUUUCUUUUUAAAGUAACUUUUCUUAAUGAGCAUUCUUUACAAUUUUGUGAAAAGCACCAUUUUUUCAUUUUAGUAUUUAUUAAUCAAAACAUAUUUGUAUCUCAUUUGUACCAACCUACCACUUUAGUUUUUAUUUUUUUAUUUGAAAAAAAUACCCAUCAGAUGACCAAGAACAACCCUUUAGACUAGUCCAGAGUGUUUGUUAAGCACUUUAUGGAGUGUUGAUAUUACUUUCAAAUUGAUGGUGAGUUGACAGCUAGUUAUUUUUUUAAGCACACAUCACACAGUUUGUACAUCUGUGGUUUUAUUUUGUCUGACAUUUAAUUGGAAGUGUCAGAUGUUUUAGAAAAAAAUGUUAAUUUGCGAACAGCAAAGCAAGCUCCUUUGGCGUCUCUUGCGGUUAUCUACAGACAGCUGGAUUGACAGUGCGUGGCUCUUUGACGCUCUCUGCAGGGUUAGUAGUUUCGCUGUAAAACAGUGUCACUCUUAACACUUCUCCCAUAACAUACAAUAAAUCAUCUUUGCCAUGAAGAA
Apodemus sylvaticus (European woodmouse) is the source of this 3471-nucleotide messenger RNA. RefSeq names its product RAB33B, member RAS oncogene family (gene Rab33b). Gene Ontology annotation, biological process: Rab protein signal transduction. Gene Ontology annotation, molecular function: GTP binding; GTPase activity. The transcript has 2 exons. The record is from RefSeq and is a predicted model, not a curated record. NCBI's taxonomy places the organism in Eukaryota, Metazoa, Chordata, Mammalia, Rodentia, Muridae. Gene Ontology annotation, cellular component: endosome; Golgi apparatus. Bases 385 to 1074 code for a protein of 229 amino acids.